Molecule: messenger RNA, 1713 nt
Organism: Penicillium antarcticum
Lineage: Eukaryota; Fungi; Ascomycota; Eurotiomycetes; Eurotiales; Aspergillaceae
Product: ammonium transporter
Exons: 2
Coding region: 1-1713 (570 amino acids)
Biological process (GO): ammonium transmembrane transport
Cellular component (GO): plasma membrane
Molecular function (GO): ammonium channel activity
Source: RefSeq, a predicted model, not a curated record
AUGUCGUUCAACGGGAAAGCUCCAUACGCCCCCGACUACGCGUCUUACAACUGGGUUGGCGCUCCCGCAAACUACGACCUCUCAACUAACACCGACCUGGGCGGCGAUUCCCGAAUUGAAAAUGUCAACAAAUGGUUCCAAUCUGGUGACCAGGCCUACAUCAUCGUGGCCUCGGCCAUGGUUAUGGUCAUGAUUCCCGGUCUCGGCUUUUUGUACUCCGGUUUGGCUCGCAGAAAGUCCGCCCUCAGUAUGAUCUGGGCCUGUAUGGCUUCUUUCUCUGUCGUGACCUUUCAGUGGUACUUCUGGGGUUACUCGCUCGCCUUCUCGCCGACCGCUACCAAUGGAUAUAUCGGCAACCUACGCAACUUUGGGUUGAUGAAGACUCUGGCUGAUCCUAGUCCGGGCUCGCCCUUGGUGCCAAACUUGCUAUACGCCUUCUACCAGAUGCAGUUCUGUGGCGUGACUGCUGCAAUUGUCAUGGGAGCAGUUGCCGAACGCGGUCGCCUUCUUCCCGCCAUGGUCUUCACCUUCAUCUGGGCUACAAUCGUCUACUGCCCCUUGGCCUGCUGGGCCUGGAACGUCAACGGAUGGGCUUACAAGUACGGUGUCAUGGACUACGCCGGUGGUGGUCCCGUCGAAAUUGGAUCCGGUUUCACAGCUCUGGCCUAUUCGAUGGUUCUCGGUCGCCGACAGGAACGCAUGAUGCUCAACUUCCGCCCUCACAACGUCUCGCUCAUUCUUCUCGGUACCGUUUUCCUCUGGUUCGGCUGGCUCGGAUUCAACGGUGGUUCUUCCUUCGGUGCUAACCUGCGUGCUACCAUGGCUUCCUGGAACACCAACCUGACUGCCGCCUUUGCAGCCAUCACCUGGGUUCUGCUCGAUUGGCGUCUGGCUCGCAAGUGGUCGAUGGUCGGCUGGUGUUCCGGAACCAUCUCUGGAUUGGUCGCAGCCACUCCUGCCUCUGGAUUCAUCUCCCCGUGGGCUAGUGUGAUUCUCGGGGUUGUCACCGGCAUUGUUUGCAAUUACUCCACUAAGAUCAAGUUCUGGAUCCGCAUCGACGACUCUAUGGAUGUGUUGGCUGAGCACGGUAUCGCUGGUAUCGUCGGACUAAUUUUCAACGCCCUUUUCGGUGACGACGCCAUCGUCGGCCUGGACGGCGUCAACACCGGCACCGGUGUCGGCGGUUGGGUCAUCCACAACUACAAGCAGCUCUACAUCCAGAUUGCCUACAUCGUCGCAACCGCCUCCUAUGCCUUUGUCAUGUCCGCCAUCAUCGCCUAUGGCAUCAACGCCAUCCCCGGUCUCAACCUGCGCGCCAGCGAGGAAGCCGAACUCCUCGGUAUGGACGACGACCAGCUGGGCGAGUUCGCCUACGACUACGUCGAGGUCCGUCGCGACUACCUCGCCUGGACCCCUCAGAACCACGACCAGCUCGAAGACGGCCACCAGAUCCCCGCCGCCCAGCGCUACGGUAUUGGCGAGCACAGUGAGAUGAUGCUCGGUAGCCCCCCGCGCGAGAUGAUGCUCAAUGGACACUCGCCUAACGGUGAGAUCUCUCACAGCAGCCACGGCGGCAGUGAGGGUGACAUGGCCAUGCAUGAAGUCAAGAUUGCGCCCGCUCCUCGCCAAGUCGCUGAGCAGCAUCCUCCUGACACGAACCCAACUGGCGAAGUGCCGGUGUUGAGGCCUGUUGAUGAGAAGACUGAGAACUAA